Messenger RNA from Octodon degus (degu), 958 nucleotides. Lineage: Eukaryota; Metazoa; Chordata; Mammalia; Rodentia; Octodontidae. The record is from the annotation of a RefSeq genome assembly.
AUGUAUAUAAUCAAUUUCCUAUUAUUAAUUGUCCCAAUUCUUCUUGCUAUAGCUUUCUUAACCUUAAUAGAGCGAAAAAUGCUAGGCUACAUACAACUACGCAAAGGACCAAACAUUGUAGGCCCUUAUGGCAUUCUACAACCAAUAGCAGACGCACUAAAAUUAUUUAUCAAAGAACCCUUACACCCCUCAACAUCAUCUAUCCUACUAUUCACCAUCGCACCUUCCCUAGCCCUAACAUUAGCACUAUCUAUAUGAAUCCCUAUACCCAUACCCCACCCCCUCAUUAACAUAAACCUAGGAGCCCUAUUCAUCCUAGCUACAUCAAGCCUUGCCGUGUAUUCUAUUUUAUGAUCCGGAUGAGCCUCAAACUCCAAAUAUGCCUUAUUCGGGGCACUACGAGCCGUUGCCCAAACCAUCUCAUACGAAGUAACCUUAGCCAUUAUCCUCCUAUCAAUCCUAAUCCUAAACGGUUCAUUCACACUUUCAACUUUAAUAACCACCCAAAAAAACAUCUGACUGAUCCUACCAACUUGACCUUUAGCCAUAAUAUGAUUCGUUUCUACCCUUGCAGAGACUAACCGAGCUCCAUUUGACCUAACCGAAGGUGAAUCAGAGUUGGUCUCAGGUUUUAAUGUAGAAUAUGCCGCAGGUCCAUUUGCACUAUUCUUCAUAGCUGAAUACAUAAACAUUCUCAUAAUAAAUGCUCUAACAACAAUUAUCUUCCUUAACUCUCUACCAACUUCCUCAAACCCAGAAAUUCACUCAACAAAUUUUAUAAUCAAAACACUAAUCCUAACAGCCUUAUUCUUAUGAAUCCGAGCCUCCUAUCCACGAUUCCGCUACGACCAACUAAUACAUCUUUUAUGAAAAAACUUUCUACCAUUGACUCUAGCUUUAUGUAUAUGACAUAUUUCAAUACCUAUUUUUAUAUGCAGCAUCCCCCCUCAAUCAAUAU